Biomphalaria glabrata is the source of this 769-nucleotide messenger RNA. RefSeq lists its product as uncharacterized. Lineage: Eukaryota; Metazoa; Mollusca; Gastropoda; Planorbidae. The record is from RefSeq and is a predicted model, not a curated record. The transcript is spliced from 3 exons. Bases 105 to 698 code for a protein of 197 amino acids.
UAAAAUAUUGUAAACAAUACGGCACGAGUAUAUUGUAUAUAAAGAAGACUGGCCUACGGACUCAAAAAAGUUCUGAAAGAACAGCUGCUCAGUAUUGUCAGAAAAUGAACCUAUUUCUUUUGACAGUAGCCUUCAUGGCUUCGGCCUCGGCCAACAUCAUUCGAGACGAACAGAACAUCUGCUUCCACGUAGGUGGAGUCGAAAUCUGUGGAGAUCCAUCCAUUAGUGGCAAAAGAGAUGAACAGAACAUCUGCUUCCACGUAGGUGGAGUGGAAAUCUGUGGAGAUCCAUCCAUUAGUGGCAAAAGAGAUGAACAGAACAUCUGUUUCCACGUAGGUGGAGUCGAAAUCUGCGGAGAUCCAUCCAUUAGUGGCAAAAGAGAUGAACAGAACAUCUGUUUCCACGUAGGUGGAGUCGAAAUCUGUGGAGAUCCAUCCAUUAGUGGUAAAAGAGAUGAAAUGGGCAAACGAGUAUUUCCUUGCUAUUACAUCGAUGGUGUUAGAACCUGUGUACCUGGAAUCAAACGAGAGGAAGACCUGACCCUAGCAGAAAUUGUUGCCAACAUCGGAAAAGUUGUCCACGUCAUUGACGGAUUUGUUGGUGGAGCCGCUACAAAGAGAGAGGAACAAGAUGGUUGUUUUACAAUUGGUUGUUAUAGAUAUUGCAUAGAAUCUGAAACACAGACCACUAUUUGCUAAAGAGAGGAAAGGGACAAUUCGUCACUUAAAAAAAUUGAGUAGAUUUACUUCAUUAAACAAUACAACUCACA